AUGCUGAUAACCAUGUCCGACUACAAGGUGUCCGUAGCACUGGACGUUCCGCGACGCACGUUGCGCAAUUGGAUAUCCCAUAAACACGAGAUUCUAGCGUACGACGGUAACUUGAAAAAUAUUAAACUGGAGCCUGGUGGAAGAUACGAGGUCUUUCCAGACCCGCCAGGACCCAUCGAGUUCAUAAACCAUGUCCGCGACAACGAGUGUGCCCUCAUGACUACGCAUCUCAUCCUGUGGAUGAAGGCAAACCAGCGUGAGUGGUUGAACAACUGCCUCGCCACCAAGCAACAGUCGACGUCGUACGACGCUUUCCUCCGCCUGCUCCAGCGCUUCUGCCAUCGUCACGGUUUCUCCCGCCAGCGUCCCACCAAGAACAAGGUCAAGCAAGCCGAUCUUGCUGAGGUGCAGAGCGACUUCGCCGCGGAGUUCCACCGCGAGUACAUUGCGUACGGCAACGAGUGCGUGUACAACGUUGAUGAAGCAGACAUCUAUUACGACAUGCCGCCGCGCUACAUUUGGGCGGUGCGAAGCGGAAGCUCCAAAAUCUUGAGCGGGGAGAAGCAUUCGCUUCGCAUGACGGCGGUGCUCACGGGGGUGCCUGGUGGUCACAUUGACAGUGGCGGGCUCAGCACAUUCCCUCCCGGCCAUCACUACGCGGUUCAGCAGUGUGCCUGGAUGGACAAGCGUAUAUGGGUCACGUACCUUCAGGAUGUCCUCGGCGAAACGAUCGAGGAGCCGUCAGUCGUGCAGCUGGAUAACUUCGAGUCACAUGUGUCGGGUGAGUCGUACAACAUCAUGUACGAGGAGCCCGCCUGUGUGCGUUGCCACCGACGGCGACGUCGGUGUGUCAACCCCUUGACGUUGGGUGAUGGCGCCGUUUAA
Molecule: messenger RNA, 885 nt
Organism: Aphanomyces astaci
Lineage: Eukaryota; Oomycota; Saprolegniomycetes; Saprolegniales; Verrucalvaceae
Exons: 2
Coding region: 1-885 (294 amino acids)
Source: RefSeq, a predicted model, not a curated record